AUGUCUCUGAGAGAGUUCGGCUUCGGCAAGAGAAGUUUGGAGGGGAAGAUCCUUGAGGAGUCAGUCGCCCUCCAGUCAGAUAUAAUGAACAUGGGCAAGAGACCGUUCGACAUUAGACGCAUGGUCCAAAAUGCCGUCACAAACGUGAUUUGUUCUAUUGUGUUCGGAUCAAGGUUCGAAUACAACGAUGACAAGUUAACACGCUUGAUGGACGCCCUUGACGAAGCAUUUUCAACCAGCAUUUUUAACCAACUGGCAAUCAUUUUCCCCAUUUUGCGACGUAUCCCGGGAUUGGAACGAGGAGCACAAGUUAAAUUAGAUGCAUUGUGUACCAUUAAAACCUACAUAAGAGAGGAAAUGAACUCCCACAAGGAGACAUUCGAUCCUAAUGACAUCCGGGACCUUAUCGACUCGUACGUGAGGGAAACCAAAUCUCGCGAGAACGACGACGAGACCACGUUCACUGACGAGUACACAGAAAGGGUGUUGUUUGAUUUAUUCAUCGCCGGGGUGGAAACCACCUCCACUACUCUGUACUGGGCGUUUCUGUACAUGAUUCUCAACCCGGACAUCCAAACAAAGGUUCAAGAUGAGAUCCACUCCGUGCUCGGACACGACAAGCCGCCGUCCACCGCCCACCGUGCCCAGAUGCCGUACACUGAGGCCGUCCUGACCGAGGUGGCUCGCAUCAGCACUAUGUCGCCAACAGGCAUCUUUCACGCCACGUCACGUGACACCAGUCUCCAUGGAUACCACAUUCCAGAAGCAACGACGGUGCUGCCCAACCUGUGGUCCGUUCACCAUGACCCGGAACAUUUCCCGAACCCCGGAAAGUUCGACCCCGGCCGCUUCUUGGACGUUCAGGGACAGUACCGGAGGGACGACCACAUCAUGCCGUUUGGUAUCGGUCCGCGCAUGUGCCUGGGGAAGCAGUUGGCAGAGAUGGAGCUCUUCUUGUUCUUCACUUCCCUGCUGCAGCACUUCACAUUCAAUCUGCCAGAGGGCGCUGCCAAGCCUACCACCACGGGGCUGAACGGUCUCACCCAUUCGCCUAAGAAUUUCAAACUCGUAGCUGAGACACUGGUUUAG
This is a messenger RNA of Branchiostoma floridae (Florida lancelet), 1089 nucleotides long. Its product is annotated as cytochrome P450 2U1-like. Lineage: Eukaryota; Metazoa; Chordata; Leptocardii; Amphioxiformes; Branchiostomatidae. Gene Ontology annotation, biological process: xenobiotic metabolic process. The transcript has 5 exons. Gene Ontology annotation, cellular component: intracellular membrane-bounded organelle; cytoplasm. The record is from RefSeq and is a predicted model, not a curated record. Gene Ontology annotation, molecular function: heme binding; iron ion binding; oxidoreductase activity, acting on paired donors, with incorporation or reduction of molecular oxygen, reduced flavin or flavoprotein as one donor, and incorporation of one atom of oxygen. Bases 1 to 1089 code for a protein of 362 amino acids.